GCGCUGCCUCCCGCCUGGGCUGGGCCGGGGAGCGGGGCCGGGCAGGUGCUUCUCGUUCCCGGCGGGAAGAUGGAGGCGGCGGGCGGGGAGCGCUGAUCGCCGCGGGCUGCGCCGCUCGCCCCGCUCGGGGCUCCCCAGACAUGUUCAACCAGCAGCAGUUCCAGCAGCAGCUGCUGCAGCUCCAGCACCUCCUCCAGCAGCAGCAGCACCACCACCCCCCGGCGCAGCAGGGAGGCCGGGGUUUGCCGCCGCCGCAACAGCAACAGAUGCUGAGCUUACGGGCAACAAAUCAGCCCUCGCUGCUCAAUGCCAAUCCUAUGCUUCAGCGGGCCUUACUCAUGCAGCAGAUGCAAGGAAACCUGCGUGGAUUUAACAUGACAGCGCCAGCACUGCAGCAGUUCUUCCCUCAGGCUACCAGACAUUCCCUCCUGGGACCACCACCUGUUGGGGUCUCCUUAAAGCCAACCCGCCUGGGCUUCCCCAGCCUUCCCUUCCAGCGGCAGAACCGGACCUUCCGCAAGGACUUCCAGAGGGUCCCUGACAGGAAGCGGGAACUGGAUCCUGGUUCUUCGUCUCAGACACAAGGUGAUGAGAAAAUGGAAAUCCCAGAGGGAAUGCAAGCAGGGUCAGAGCAGAACAAUUCCUCACCAUCCACAGAGCCAAGAACUCCAACAGAGUCUGUGUUGAACACUGAGCCUGCAGCAAAAAGACUGAAGAGUGUGACUGAGGACUCUGCGUUAGAGGAUGCCACAGACAGCAGGAAAGCAGGAGUCUCGAGCGCCCACGUGCAAGCUGAUGGUGCAGACAGUGCAAAGGAAUACACAGCCGAAGAUCCCUCUAGAGAGAGGAAAUUCUGCGAGGAACCGAAGGCUCCUGAGGUGUUGAGCUCUGGAGGUUCACUGAAGGUGACCAUUCAGCAGAGCAGUGAGAGCAGAGCUAUCAGUACAACAGCUCUGAAACCAGGGCACUGGGCCUGUGAGGUGGGCACAGCUGAUCCCAACCCCGAAUCAGUCCUUAAAUUCUACUGUUACAUCUGCAAGACCAACUGCUGCAGUCAGCAGAAUUUCCAGUCCCACAUGGCUGGGAUUCAGCACCAGCAGCGACUUGGGGAGAUUCAGCACAUGAGCAAUGUUUGUUUUGUUUCACUACUGCCCAUGGUGAAGCAGCAGAAGGUGCUAGCAGAAAAAGAUGGAGAGAGCCAGCAGCGUUGGUGUAACACGUGCCAGGUGCACUUCACGGGGGAUCUCAUCAAACAUCGCAGGACCCAGGAACACAAGCUGGCCAAACGCUCGCUUCGUCCUUUCUGCACUGUCUGCAGCCGCCACUUCAAGACCCCUCGCAAGUUCGUGGAGCACAUGAAGUCCCCUGAGCACAAACAGAAAGCCAAAGAGGUGAGGCUGGGAGAGAAGGAGUUGGGCAGCCCAGAAGAUUCAGAGGAGUUGAUCACUGUGGAUGCUGUUGGCUGUUUUGAAGAUGAUGAUGAGGAAGAGGAGGAGGAGGAGGGGGGAGCUGGUGAGGAGGAAGACCCUGAUGUAGUGCCGAUGGAGAACGAGGAUUCUGCUGCCAAGCAGACUGGGCUGAAGGAAGUGUCUUUGGAGGAUUACGAAGGAAGUGAGAAGUAUUGUCCAGACACAGCCUAUGGCCUGGAUUUUCUGGUCCCCGUCGCAGGUUACCUCUGCAGGCUGUGUCACAAAUUCUACCAUAGCGACUCCGCUGCCCGGCUCGCACACUGCAAGUCCCUGAUGCAUUUUGAGAACUUUCAGAGAUACAAGGCAGCGAGGCAUCGUGCCACAACUGCCUACCCCGAGGCUCCUUUGCAUUCCCAGGGCUCCAGCUCCCAAUUGCUGGAUGAUCCAAAACAGCCUCUUGCUACAACAGCACGUACCAGCGAGAAGGUGAAUGACGAUCGUGGGACAGACAAGGAGGGUACGGAGCUGUCAGCCCUGCAGGAACAAACUCCAAGGUCUCUGGAGGAAGAAGAAAAUCUACAGGAAGAGAGCAAGUCCACUGCCACUAGUGCCGCCCGCGCGUUCUCCCGGGAGAGCCACGCCACAGGGGAGCUGCUGGGACACCAGGAGGAAGCCAACACAGCCAGGGAAAGGGAAGGCACAGCUGACCACCAGGAUCCAGGGAGUGGAGGAGGGUUGGGACAGAACGAGGCAGCAGAUGCAGGCCAGGAGGCAGAGCCUUCCUCCCUCGCCAAAGGUGAGACAGCCGGUCUCGCCUCUGGGUGCAGACGCUCUUCUAGGCGCAAACCCAGAUAGAGUGGCCUUAAAGGAGAGCCCUUUACAUAUGAUAUUUGCUGGAAAUGUUUAUUUUCUGAGUCUUUUAAUAGAGCAAAACCUUCAACUUUACUGCUGUUUUUAUUUUAAGAAUAAAUAAGCCUGGCUUUAGCGUGUCUAAUACAGGAUGGUGUCGGUUAUUACUCGUACAGUUGGGAUACAGCAAUUAAUUCUGUGGAAGGACUGAGGCUUGGACUGUUGAACCUGAAGGGAGAUGGUAAUGUGAUUUCCAGAGGAGGAAAAGUUCAUGGAGUAGAUGGAUACAGACUUACGAAUUCUUUGUAGUCCCUAUCAUUUCCUUUCCAGGCAGAGAAGUUUCUCUCUUGGGAGGCUGUUAUGUUCAGUUUUGUUUCUCAGCACCCUUUCCUUUCAAAGACACACUCUUGGACAAGCACUGCGUCCUAAGCUAGGCAGGAAUGUGCACCUUGGUCCUUUCUAGGUACUACAAGGCCUAAUCUAGUCUGUUCUCGUAGUGGAGACUCUCAGGAACAAAUUUUGUUUCAAACUGAUUUUAAUAAAACAGAUUUCUUAUAAAUAA
Messenger RNA from Empidonax traillii (willow flycatcher), 2820 nucleotides. RefSeq names its product CDKN1A interacting zinc finger protein 1 (gene CIZ1). The transcript is spliced from 17 exons. Gene Ontology annotation, molecular function: nucleic acid binding; zinc ion binding. The record is from RefSeq and is a predicted model, not a curated record. Bases 141 to 2264 code for a protein of 707 amino acids. Lineage: Eukaryota; Metazoa; Chordata; Aves; Passeriformes; Tyrannidae. Gene Ontology annotation, cellular component: nucleus.